Molecule: messenger RNA, 1881 nt
Organism: Coniosporium apollinis CBS 100218
Lineage: Eukaryota; Fungi; Ascomycota; Dothideomycetes
Exons: 3
Coding region: 1-1881 (626 amino acids)
Source: RefSeq, a predicted model, not a curated record
AUGGAUCCACUGUCUAUAACCGCAAGCUGCUUCACUCUCGCAGCCACGAUCACAAGAGUGUCGUUCCAGGUCACGGAGUUUGUGCGCGAGGUUCGGGAUGCCCGGAGCGAUCUCGAUGCAGUAGCUCGUGAGCUGCUCUCCAUCAAGACCGUAUUAGAGAUUUUGGCAGACGACGCCAAGGAUCCCGCUCAGAAUAACUUCCCACCCACUCUAGGGAGACAAGUCACUGGCAUCUUGGCAAACUGCAACGAUGUUGUGGCGCAGAUAGAGCGGUUGCUGAGUAGUUAUCAAGGAUCCAGGCUUACCAAAGGCACUAAAUGGGCCCUGAAUGGACGCGGGGACGCCGGAAAAUUACGCUCUACGCUUGAGGCUCACAAGACCGCUCUGGAUAUUGCUCUAGAUAUGGUGGCCCUAUCGCUUGCUCGUGAGAUCAAAUCUGAUACUCAAGAAAUCCUACAAGACACUUCCGCCAUACGAGACGACACUGCUCUGAUCUUGGCGGAGAUCGCCCGACUUCAGGCCCGGCUGCCGAGAGAUGAUGCGCAGCAAGGGAGUUCCGGACUCACGUUGCAGAGAUAUCUAGAUAAUCUCACAACGUACGCGGAGACUGUCUGUGAUGAUGGAGUGGAUGAGCAGCCCGCGGCUCUAGCAGAUCACGGGGAGUCGGAGCUAUCAGAUGACGGAGAACCGGAGCCACCAGAGUCUAAUCGCCGCCACCCUUCGUCUGAGAGCUUGGGGUCUGUUGUCACGCGACUUCGGGAAGAGUGUCGGUUAGAGGAACAGAUAAUAGAACUCUUUGUCUCCCGUCAACAACUAGAAGGUGGCGGAGAAGAACACCACGCUGCCAAGCAGCAAGAUGAUCUCUCCGCGGACCCUUCCCCAACCGUGCAGGACGUGGGCUGCCCUGUCGCUCAAGAACAUUUGUCGGACUUAAUGGACGGAGAACCAAAGGGAAGUCUUGACCAAUCAAGCCAAUGCAGCCCUUCGCCGAAGGAACCUCUAGAAAGAAACUAUGACUGCCCACCAGAUUGGCAGCACUUGCGCGUUACUCCCAAUGCUCAAAAGAUUCGAGAUGCACGAACGAAACGAAAGGCACUGGAUCUUGUUACGCAAAGAUCCUACGACGUGCAGCUUUGCAGGGCUAUGGGCGCCCGGGUGACAGCUCUUCAAGUCAGAGAUUUGUUGGAGAAGGGAGCCGAUCCGAAUGCCGUCGCUUAUGGAGCCAGAGAUUUGCUGGAGAUGCGAGCCGAUACGGAUGCCGUCUCAGACGAGAAGAUGCUCAAGUUUCUCGUUGCCAAUGGUGCCAGUGUUCACGAUCGGGAAGAGGACGACGACUUAACCGGCUUAACCCCACUGUUUGCUUUCGUAGCGCAAUCCAAAGAGUGGACCGCGUCUCAAUGCAACAUUAUCGAUGCCCUCAUCAAGGCCGGAGCGAAUGUCAACGAGUCCCAGGGUAAAUCGCGUUUUGCAUUACAAACCCUGGUGAGGUCUGGGGACGCGAUUCUCGUCUCCAGACCUGCGAAGGACGUACAUGUAGCCCUUGCCCGCUUACUCUCACAUGGGGCUGAUGCAAAUGUCAUCGGCGGAUAUUAUGGUACGGCUCUUCAUGCUACGGUGAUAACUGCAGACCUAGAGUCCGCCCGAGUGUUGUUGCGCUAUGGGGCUACGAGCAUCUCCGCUCACUGCAAUUAUGAUACCCGCAAUUUCCUUGGCACUAUUACCAACGAUCUCCUUGGCACUUGGACGACAAAAGCUGGUAUCAUGACGCCCGUCGAACUUGCAUCGAAACCACUUCGGAAUAGUAGCGCUUUCAGGACAGCAACCAUCAAGAGAGAGAUCCAGAAGAAGAUGAAGGAGAGUGCGAAUCGAGCCGUGGCGUGA